Molecule: messenger RNA, 2646 nt
Organism: Balearica regulorum gibbericeps (East African grey crowned-crane)
Lineage: Eukaryota; Metazoa; Chordata; Aves; Gruiformes; Gruidae
Source: RefSeq, a predicted model, not a curated record
AUGGAUGAAGUAUACCAGAUCUCUUCUACUCAGAAGGUCCAGCAGCUGGAACAAGAGCUAGCAGCACAGCUGGCAGAGCUGAAGGCAGAAAUAGAAGACAACAGGAUACUCCAGGGAAUACCAAGUAGGGCAUACAGUUCUGUUGCAAUUCCAAAGGAUGCAUCUUAUUUCAGAAAAGAAAGGGAGGUAAUACUGAAGAAAGGCUUACAAGUGACAGAAGCAAAACCUCUUGUCAUUCAGGCUGAUGUCAUGCAGAGGGAGUUAGAGAGCUGCUGGAGAAGCGAGUAUACAGCGGCAAACUUGCCACUGCUGCUGCACCAGGCCUAUGGAGGUCCCAUGGUGGGAGACAGCGCAGCACUGCCCCAGGAAUACAGCGCUGCUAGUGUUAAGGAGCAGGGAGAGGAAGAAUCCUGCCACAAGGACACUGGAUUCACUUUGCCCCAGCACAGCACUGAAACUGAGGAGCUGAAACCUCAGCUCCAGCUUCUGCUUUCUCACUUUGGUAUUGAGUACAACCUUAAGGAUCUCAAGAACUCAGCUGAUGAGAUGGAGCUCUUUUCCCUGGUUGUCCAAAAAUUUAGAAGCGUCUUCUGCAAACAGCAGAUGAUGAGAACAUUUCCAGUUUAUGACACAGAGGUUUCUAGGUCAGAAAACUGGGGCAUGUUAGAUCCAGCCAGGGCUUUGAAAAAGAGAGCCAACUGGAUCCCUUUUUUAAAGAUUAAGCCUAAAGUAGAUCCCUGGCAGCAAAAGCUUCUGAUAAAACUGAAACAAUGGAAAAAAGUGGAUAAACUAAUGGACCUUCAUUCAAAAUUUGUAGAGGUCUCAGACAUAGAGAGGGUGAUGGAGGGUCUCCAGGAACACGUGGCAGUGGUGUUUGAACCACGUCCUGCACGGUCAAGUUCUGCCACUUCUGCUUAUGCCUCAGGACAGCAGAGCUACGAUCAUGUCUGGAAGGAGAUCUAUGCCUGCACUGAGCUCCACCAGCGAGUGUGCCUGGGGAUCCUUAACUACUUCAGGUCUGUGGAGAGAAGCUUGACAAUCAGUACUGCUGGCCUCUCCUUCAAGGCUGGUCACCUAAUUCCCAGUGCAGAAGACACCUCCUGGGUCAGUGCUGCCAAAGGAGGCACUGGUGGGUUUGGUGGCCUGAGGUCACAGCCGUAUAUCCACUACACACCAGCUGACUACAAGGUCCACAGCGCUCAGUUCAUGGAGUUUGCAGAGGUGGAAAACCAUGACGACUUUCACACUAGUGGAGAUGGAUACAUUCACACACAAGACCAGCGAGGGGCUUACAUAAUAUAUGAUGUGGCUUUAGAGGAUCUGAAGGAGCUUGAGAACCAGCUGCUGCUUGUGGCCAGCCAGUACAUUGAGAAAGAUGAAAGUAAGCUAUCUACAGGUCCAAAACACCUCAACAUUCUUGGCUGGGCACACGCCUCCGUGGAUCGAUGUGCUGUGUUGCUUGACCUCUGGACCUGUGAAACUGCUUUCUUGGAAAAAAAGUGCCAGCUUCUAGAUGUUUACUUUGAAGCUUACCAACAUGCUUUGGAUCCAGAGGAAAGAUUUGCUUUGGCCCAAGCAAUAAUUGACAUCAUGCAUAAACGUCCACGGUUUGAUCUCAAGAUUGAGUAUUUUGUCAACACCUACAAAGAUGAAUGCAUCUGUUUGCAACUUCAUCUCCAACUGCUGAGGGACAUAGUAAACCAACAAAUAGAUGCCCAGAGGGAAUAUGUCCACAAGAUUUGGCGGGAAGGUCAGAGAGGUGGCAUCAACGAAUUUGGACUUCCUUGUAAUGUGAUUACUAAGCAGCUUAUCUCUCUUAACACUAGCUGUCCUACUUUGAAGAACAUUUAUUUGCUGGAGUUUCACCCUUCUCUUGGUCUGGUGUACUUGAUCCCCAAAGCUCUUGAAUAUAUCUACCAGGAAUUCUACAGCAUCUGCAGACCAAAAACAGCCAGUAAAGCAAGUAAUCUAGAAAAACAAGUACUUCAGCUAGUAGUUGAUGAGUGGCUAACAAUGGAAAAGCCAGAAACUCUUUACAGCUCUCAGAUUCAAAAAGAUUUAUUUGCUGAGGUACUGAUAGAAGACCCUGUGAUGGUGCAAGAGAUUGCUUUGUCGCUAUUAGAAGUGGGAGUAGACGAAGAAAAAAAAACAGGCAGAGAAAAACAGCUCUUUAUCCUGGAUUCCUUCUCCGUGCUCAUGGAGCUUGUCACGCUCCGCCAUCGGCUGAUAGAGGUGGCAACAGAGAGUGCGCAGUUAGCCAGGUUUUAUAAGGCUUUUGCAAUGGAAGCAGGUUUUGGGGAGUUCCAUUUGUACCUGAGGCCUGUGCACUUCGAAUCUGCAUCUCACAGGGAGAAAGCAGACCACCUCCCACCAGUAUUCAUUACAUCUCUCCUGGAAGAUGACAGCUGUGUUGACAGAUAUAUUCCAUCUAGCUUACCAUUAAGCAUUCAAGAAAUCGACAGUCAUAUAGGAAAGUUUAGUUUCCGUACAAGAGAUGGUGUUAUGCAGCUCUUGCGUCCAUCUGGAAUAAGGAAGAUGCAACUUAUCCUGGCCUGUCAGGUCAUUCAGAAAAAUGUUCUUUUGGCAGCUGUUCAGCAAGCCUCUUUUUGUUACUUGGCCCAGCCUCCCCAUACCCUGGACAUAAAG